Molecule: messenger RNA, 3158 nt
Organism: Erpetoichthys calabaricus (reedfish)
Lineage: Eukaryota; Metazoa; Chordata; Cladistia; Polypteriformes; Polypteridae
Product: G-protein coupled receptor 4-like
Exons: 2
Coding region: 922-1848 (308 amino acids)
Biological process (GO): G protein-coupled receptor signaling pathway
Cellular component (GO): membrane
Molecular function (GO): G protein-coupled receptor activity
Source: RefSeq, a predicted model, not a curated record
UUAAAUCAAACAUGUGCCUGUGUGAUACCAUAUUGCAGUGGAAACAGUUUUACAUACCGUAACCCUGACCAAUUCCUCUCUUAACCUGCCGCCUACACAGAGGAGUGAUGUUCUGCAAAAGCCUUCAGUGCACAGCGUGAGGCUCAUCUGAGGAGGAGCACAACCUUUAAAACUGUUGAGGUCAGUAGAAGAGAGAGCCACCGACACAAACGGAAUGACAUUCACUGCGGCUGUCAGAUGUCAGAUGUGUGUUUGCCUGAUCAGAGCUGCACAGAUGUGAAAAGAAAACAGUAAUACCUGGAGAAGAUCUAAGCGGACAGAUGGUGAAUGUACAAACACUGUAGAGACAGUGAACCUGGCUGAGAUCUGAACUGUGGACACUCAAUCUGUCAGACAGUACCUCUACCUGCUGCACCACCCAGCUGCCUGGUCUGCAAAGAACAUUUAAUAAAACCGUACGCAGCGUUUUGAAUUUGGCAACCCAACCGUGAUAAACAUUUGUUUUAUUGAGUGGUAUUGCUUUCUAAGAAUAACUUUUCAAUACAUUCUUGCCUCUACAUGAGCAGAAAAGUUAAUUUUUUUAUACAACUGCCUCAUUUAAUAUCUUAGUUUCUUUUUUGUAACUCAAUGUUCCUUCAAGAAUCUUAUACUAUAAAAGAAAUGAGAUUUAAAGAACACUUUCAUUACAUUAAAUUAUGGUAUUUACUUCAUCACCAUAAACAUAACAUGGCAAAGGUAAAGUAAAGUACCCAUAGAUUUCACUGAAAUUCCUUUUUCCUGAAUACUUAAACUUUCAUUAACUACCUUAGAACUCUUUAAGCGGAUUAUGUUUAUUUCUGUUAUUCUUAUCUAAUUUGGAUCAAGCACAGAGACUCAAAGUAAAUGAGAAAAACCACCAAUCUGCAGUUCUGAUCACAAAUCAUGAACAACUGUCACAUCGACUUCAGCUCACACAGAGAUCUUCUCCCUGGUCUCUAUGGUGCCAUCUUCUGCGUGGCUUUGCCCACAAACUGUCUGGCACUUUAUGGCCUAUACAAACUGCUUAAAGCAGGGGAUUCUCUUCCAGUAUAUAUGAUCAACCUUCUUGUAACAGAUAUCCUUCAGAUAGUCACACUGCCUCUGUGGAUUGACUAUUACAAAAAUGAUCAUGUGUGGCGUUUUCAAGAAGUGACUUGUGCCAUUUUUGGUGUGCUGCUGCACAUAAGUCUCUUUGGCAACGUUGGAUUUCUAAGCCUGAUUGCUGUGGAACGUUAUAUAGCCAUUGCUCAUCCUUUGUGGUAUAAGUAUUUCCGGAGGCUGUCUAACGCCUGUAUUCUAUGCUUGGUAUUGUGGGUUCUGUUCACAGGAAUCAGCCUUGUUGUCUGGUAUUUCAUAAGAGGAAAUUCAAAAAAUCACCUCUGCUUUGAAAGUUACCCAGCAACAAAUACGUUCUCCAUUUUGUGUCUGAGUAUGGCGGUUUUCUGGUUCCCAUUGCCUCUUGCACUCCUCAUCUUUAUUUACAUUCGCAUUGAGAAGAUCUUAAGAGGUUCACAGUCAGUUCCAGAUGAAAACAAGAAGAAAAUAAAAUUCCUUCUCGUCACUAUAGUGCUAAUAUUUAUUUUGGUUUAUGGGCCCUUUUGUACCACAGCUUUCAUCAGAUAUGCUGGAUUAUUAAUCGUAUCUGACAAAUGUCAACAUGAGUCAAAAAUGUUUUUUGCUUAUAGAUGUACAUUUGCAUUGCUCAGUGUAACAAGUCUCUUGGAUCCCGUCUUCUACAUAUUAAUCUCCAAAGAUAUUCAUAAAGAGCUGCAGGAACUUUGCCCAUUCAUCUUUAGACGACUUAGGCCAGUGGAUAACAGUAUAGAAUGAAAGUGAUUUCUAUUUGCUCCAUGACGUUUACCUUUAAAUCUACAAAUAUAUACUGUAGUCAAUGCCAAGAUAUAUCAUGGGAUCUUGAACCGAUUAACUACACGGGUACUACAAUCUUCUGUAUCAUGGUAUGCCUAUUUGUAUACGAAGACUUUAUGGGAAUCUGAUUCAGAACUCAGGAGAUAUCUCCCAGUUUAAAUGGAUAACAUACACUGAAAGACAACUAAGUAGGUUUGCAUGUUUUUAAUAAAUUAUUUAAUAACUGGCAGUAUGGCACAUAGUGCUGUAAAUUGGUCAAUAUACAUGGAACAAGAGAUAUCAAAAGAUUUUAUAAUACAUAUUAUCAAGAUGUAAUAAUUAGGACUUGCCUAAUGUGAAAGCCGGGGCUGAUUCCUACUAAGACAGAGAGAUUUGUUUUCAUGGUAACCUAUUCUGAAUGUGGACAUACCCACUGGCUUUAGAUCUUUUGCAUUAUAGUUGCUUUAUAAAAAAAAAUAUUUCAAUUGACAAGCCAAGGUAUUCACAGCAAGUUAAUGAAGUGUGAAACUAACCAAGAAAAAAAAUAUUUUGUAUAACCCCACCUAUGUCUGGUAAUGCAAUAUUGGAAAUAAGCCACAAGAACUUUAAGCCUGUUCUCAGCAUACUGCAGAGGUCCAUCAGUCACGUCUGAUCAGAAGUCAGGAUAAGAGCUGAUUCAGCUGUAGAUUUACAUGUUGUUACUCCUGUGAGUAAAGACUACAACCAGAACUUUGAAAAAAAUUAAAAGUGAAGACGUGCAUUUAAGACAGAAAUGAGGAAUCUGGAAAAACUACAGAGUCAUGUUGUUGAAGAAGAAACCUUUAAGAGGUAUCUGGACACGAUAUUGGGAUAGUUUAGCUAUCAAGAGUCAAACAUGAAUAUUUAAUUAGUAACCUUGGGGAUUUCAAAUCUAGUGCCUUAUUCGGCACACUUGAUGUCUGUAGAAAAGAUAAGUGACUCUUCAAUGUUUAAUAACAACGGACUAAAGGCAAUGUGUAGCCUACAUCGAGCAACUUUAACUUUAAUGCCAAUGAGAUAUUUUGUGUGGAUCAUAUCAGAACAGCUUCUGCCAGAGAUUACACACAACUUCGGUUGAAAUCAGUAUGCAUGUUUUGCAGCACAUGACUCAACAGAUGCUCUCUUAGUCAUGCUAAAACACUUGUGGCAAAAUCAAAGGAUACUCAAUGUCUCCAUUACAGAUUUUAGUAGUGCGUUCAAAACAAUUUAGCUGAAUCUACUGAAUGGGGGGUGGGGCGAUACGGUGGCACAGUGGUAAAACUGCUGCCUCGCAG